This is a messenger RNA of Arabidopsis arenosa, 524 nucleotides long. The record is from the annotation of a GenBank genome assembly. Lineage: Eukaryota; Viridiplantae; Streptophyta; Magnoliopsida; Brassicales; Brassicaceae.
CAAAACAAUCACUUGCUCUCUGUUUCUUGACUCUCUCUUCUUCACCAGUCACCAUUGAUCUUGAAACACCAUUGAUACAGUCAUGAAGUUUCUCGUCGAGAUUCUGGGUGGUUCAUCGUUCGAGAUUGAAGUGGAUCGCAAAGAUACAUUGUUAAAGGUCAAACAGAAGAUCGAGAAGUCUCAACGUAUUCCAGUUUCGAAACAAACCCUUAUCGUCGACGGCAUUUUUAUUCUUCGAGAGGAUCUUAACGUCGAACAAUGCCAGAUCGUCCACGAUUCUCAAAUCCAGCUCGAAGUCUCUGCUGACGAGAACACUAAUCAGAACGGCAACGAUCAAAUGCCGGAAACAGAGCAAUCUCCAGCACCGUGGAUUUCAGUUGAAGAGUACUUUGAGAGGCAAGCAACAAGAAUGAUCAUCAAGUGCUUCAUCAAACAGAGCAAUCUCCACCGUCAAACUCAUUCAAAGAGACUUUUAACAUUCAAGAUUCGUCUGUGAAGUUUGCGAAUAAGAACAACAACGAUCU